AUGUCUAGCAUCAGUAACAGUGAUCAACAAAAUUGCACUGAAGGUGGUGAUAACAGCGUGUUACUAAGUGGUGUUAAAGGGAAUAACAUUUUUUCAGAGUUAGAAGCAGAUUUCAUGGUUCUUCACCUAAUGACAGAAGGAUUAGUUCUUCAUCUAAUGACAGAAGGAUUAGUUCUUCGUCUAAUGACAGAAGGUUUAAUUCUCCAUAUAAUGACAGAAGGUUUAAUUCUUCACCUAAUGACAGAAG
This is a messenger RNA of Racocetra fulgida, 247 nucleotides long. The record is from the annotation of a GenBank genome assembly. NCBI's taxonomy places the organism in Eukaryota, Fungi, Glomeromycota, Glomeromycetes, Diversisporales, Gigasporaceae.